UGAGCUUAAAAAACAUUGAAAACUUUAUCUUUUGGUAAUGUGGGACAAACUGAGAUUGAGCUCAAAUCUCCGUCCAUAGCCGAAGGGGAGUGCCCGAUAAAGAGCCUCCUCGCAAUCUGUCGAAAACGUGUGCAGAAUGGAAGAGACAUUGCAAUGUGACAGGUGCGGAGAGAAAGCAGUGACAACGGAUGUCAUUACGGGGAUUGUGGUUUGUGAGUCGUGUGGGUGUGUAAAGGAAGAUUCAGCUUUCACGGCGGCGUGGGACGCCGCAACAGGAGAAGGCUUCGGAAAUUUUGUGUCCGCUACAGACACCGGCGCCCGCGCUUCCCGUCUUUAUUCAACCAGGCGUAAUGGCCGCUGGGUUCACAGCGCCGGAGAAUACGAUUAUCAUGAAAGGAAACAAGCGAUUGCUUUGAAGAAAUUGAUGGAGUUCACAUCAUUAUUGAGAUUACCUGCAGAAAGAGUGAAUGAGGUUAAAUAUAUGGUGGAAAAGCUCACACAGGGGCAAUGGGGUGCAGGAAGAUGGUUUGAAAUUCUAAUUGGUGCUUGUAUCUAUGUGAUUGUUCGACAAAGUCAUCUUCCUUUGACAAUAAUAGAGGUUGCGGUCAUCAUUAAUUGUAAUGUCAGUGAACUGGGGCGAAUGUACAACAGAGUGCUCAAGUUUUUAGAUAUCAAAUUGCCAGAUGUGGAUUUAUUCAUUUUCUUGGAGCGAGUAAUUACUUCCUUCUCACUAUUUUCUGAUGUUGAUCUUGAAAAGACAAGUAAAAUGUUGAAACAUGGACGAUUCCUAUUGCAGUGUGCUUUUCAGUGGUUUUUGACAACAGGACGUCACUCCCUUCCAAUAGUGGCUGCUAUAUUGGCAUUUAUUGCUGAGGUUAAUGAGGUCAAUGUUGGACUUGAAGACAUUUCUAAAGAAUUAAAUGUCCCAAUGCACACUUGCAAGCUACGAUACAAAGAAAUUCAGGAGUCCUUAGUUCGAGUUGGGCAGAGCUUACCUUGGGGGAAGGAUAUCACAACAAAAACUGUUGUAAGGCAUGCAUUCUUUCUGUUGCAGUAUAUGGAGAUAAAGGCGAAUGCAAAAUCCAGGGGGAAGGAAAGCAUUUCUAAGGAUAAAGAAUGCCCAAAGAGGGCAAGAAUUGGGACUGACAAAACUGUAUCACUUUCUUUUGAAGUCAAAUUGUCACCAAUUCGGCCUUGUACAACAUCCAAGGAUUUAGCUAUAGAAAAACAUUCAAUGUUGAGCUUGGAAAAGGCACAAUAUGGAAUGCAUGUAGACAUGACUGGCAAUCCUCAAAUGGAUGAGCAACACUCACGGCCAUGCUUACGUACUGGUGAUACAAAUGACACUAGUAUGUUCAAAGAUACAUUUGAAUCUAAAUUGUCAGCAAAGUCCUUAGCUAGUAUUUAUGGUCAGUUUCUACAAGAACUUCCUUUGACACGAGAAAAAGUGCUUACCAAUGAAGAUAAUAUCAAGAGGAGGCAGCAAAAUAUUAUGGUACAGAGUCAAGGAUGUGAGCAUAAUACCCUAGUCAAAUAUCCUGGUAGAUCUACUCUUCCACAGGAAAAGAUUUCAAUGCAGCAGCUUUUGAAUACACAAGAAGAUUCGGAUGCCCUGCCACCAUCUUUUGUGGCGAGUGUAGAGGCCCGUGCAAGGAGAUGUGAUAAAAUAAAUGCUGCCAAGUUACGCAUAAAUGAAGUGAAGAAGUCAAUUAGCAAAUAUUUGUGUUGGAAGGAUAAUGCUGGACAAAGUUAUGAAGAACAAAUAAAAGAUAAAUUGAGACAAACAAGUGCUUUGUCAUUAUUAUCAAAGAAAAGAAAAAGGAAGAAUGAGAAAAGUGGGAUUGAUUGGGAAGACUACAUAAUAGAGUGUCUUCUCCUCCAUGAGGCAGAUGAGAAUCAAAUUGAAGAUGGCCACUAUAGUGCUCUGCUAGAUCUGCAUGUAUUCAAAUCGGAUGAAGUUAUAUCUGAUGAUGAUCUGCAGCAGUAUUUCCGUAGUAAAGGAGAGGUUGCUUUGAUGUCCAUGCUUCAAAAGGAUGGGAAUGCUUAUCCAUGGAUAAGUAUGGCUGGGCUUUGAUGCUUGUUAAUCGGCAAUCUAUACUGCACAAGAAGCUCAAUAUUUUAGCAGCUGCAGUUGCCUCUCUAUACGAGGUUAUUUUUUGAGGCUGGAGUUUUGUCUUCUCGAGAUGUUUGCUGGUAUUCUGUAUUGGGCUCAGAAUAUCCACUGCAAGUGCAAACCCAUCAUCAUAGCUAUAAUGGGAGCAUUGCCAGAAUAUCUACUGCGAACCCAUCAUCAUAGCUAAUGGGAGCGUUGCCAUAUAUCUUAUAUCUUUCUUUACAGUAACUACGAGUGCUUGGGAAGAUCCCUUUUCAUGUUUAGAUUGUACAUCAUGAGGUAGUGUUUACAUCAUAGCAUUUUGGAGUCUUGUAUUAGUCCUUUCAUUGUGAUUUUUUUUUCAACAUGUCUAAUCACAUGUAAACAGGAAGCAAAGAGGAUAUAUGAAAAAGCCUUCGGAGGAAUUGUGAUGAUUCAAUUCUGAUUUUGGUUGUUGAAUCACUGGUACUUUUAUUUGUGGAUCCCUCUUGCUCUGCACUAUACUACUCUUUGGUGUUGAGAAUCUUGGAACAACAUAAUGUUGUGGUCAAAAUGGAUGCAAUAUGAUCCUUUUAAUUGAGCUGCAAAAUAUUUAUUGCUA
This is a messenger RNA of Cryptomeria japonica (Japanese cedar), 2693 nucleotides long. RefSeq names its product plant-specific TFIIB-related protein PTF2. Gene Ontology annotation, molecular function: RNA polymerase III general transcription initiation factor activity; RNA polymerase III type 3 promoter sequence-specific DNA binding; TBP-class protein binding. Gene Ontology annotation, cellular component: transcription factor TFIIIB complex; nucleus; transcription preinitiation complex. NCBI's taxonomy places the organism in Eukaryota, Viridiplantae, Streptophyta, Pinopsida, Cupressales, Cupressaceae. Bases 137 to 2074 code for a protein of 645 amino acids. The record is from RefSeq and is a predicted model, not a curated record. Gene Ontology annotation, biological process: transcription by RNA polymerase III; transcription preinitiation complex assembly; DNA-templated transcription initiation. The transcript is spliced from 13 exons.